AUGGGCGGAUUGGUCUCUAGAUGGAGAGACUGGUACCACCUUCCUUUCUAAAAUAAAAUCUCUCUGGCAUGAAGUCACUGCCUAUUUCACAUCCGGUUUACCCUGGGACGUAUUACUACUGUCUUGGUAAAGAGAAAUCUUUUGUUGUAUAUCUGCAGACAGAAUAUUGGGAAGAAAUUUGGGUGUGAAAUCUUCAACACUGAAGUACGGAAGAGUCCAUGACGCCUCAGACUGUAUGAGUGAGAGGCAGAUCUAGGGACAACACUCAGCUCCAGUCCCUCAGCCAUCCCUUACUCUCACCAGCUCCGAUUUCUUGGCGAUUUUCUCUGGCAGACUUUCCACCCUCCCUUCCCAACCCCCCUGCCCCCCGCCCGCGUCUUCAGAGAUCCAGUGCCUGAAGGGGGCCGGAGCUAGGAAAACCCAAGAUGAAGAGGAAACUUGGUCUUCCUGAAUAUCUUUGGGCCUGGACACUCCUUCUGAAUGUACUGGCUGGAAAAAGCUUUGGGCAAACAUCACUACAAGAUGAAAUUAAAGACAACACCACCGUAUUUACAAGGAUUUUGGAUCGACUCCUAGAUGGUUAUGAUAACCGCCUGAGGCCAGGAUUGGGAGAGCGUGUAACUGAAGUGAAGACUGAUAUCUUCGUCACCAGCUUCGGACCCGUCUCAGACCAUGAUAUGGAAUAUACAAUAGAUGUAUUUUUCCGUCAAAGCUGGAAGGAUGAGAGACUCAAAUUCAAAGGGCCUAUGACUGUUCUUCGGUUAAAUAACCUAAUGGCAAGUAAAAUUUGGACUCCUGAUACCUUCUUUCACAAUGGGAAGAAAUCUGUGGCCCACAAUAUGACCAUGCCAAACAAGCUGCUUCGCAUUACUGAGGAUGGCACCCUGCUGUACACCAUGAGAUUGACUGUGCGAGCUGAAUGUCCUAUGCAUCUUGAAGACUUUCCAAUGGAUGCCCAUGCCUGCCCAUUGAAAUUUGGAAGCUAUGCUUACACUCGAGCAGAGGUUGUAUAUGAAUGGACCCGAGAACCAGCACGGUCUGUGGUUGUAGCAGAAGAUGGCUCUCGCCUUAAUCAAUAUGAUCUCCUUGGACAAACUGUGGACUCUGGAAUUGUCCAGUCCAGUACAGGGGAAUAUGUUGUCAUGACCACCCAUUUCCACUUGAAGAGAAAGAUUGGCUACUUUGUUAUUCAAACAUACUUACCCUGUAUAAUGACGGUUAUUCUCUCCCAAGUUUCUUUUUGGCUCAACAGAGAGUCAGUCCCAGCAAGAACUGUAUUUGGAGUGACAACUGUCCUUACUAUGACCACCCUGAGUAUCAGUGCCAGAAAUUCUCUUCCCAAAGUGGCCUAUGCCACAGCCAUGGAUUGGUUUAUUGCAGUGUGUUAUGCCUUUGUGUUUUCAGCACUGAUUGAAUUUGCCACUGUCAACUAUUUUACCAAGAGAGGUUAUGCUUGGGAUGGCAAAAGUGUUGUUCCUGAAAAGCCAAAGAAAGUGAAGGAUCCUCUCAUUAAGAAAAACAAUACCUAUGCUGCCACAGCAACCAGCUACACCUCUAACAUCGCUCGGGGGGAUCCUGGGUUAGCCACCAUUGCUAAAAGUGCAACGAUAGAACCCAAAGAAGUCAAACCUGAAACAAAGCCACCAGAGCCCAAGAAAACUUUUAACAGUGUCAGCAAAAUUGACCGACUGUCAAGAAUAGCUUUCCCAUUGCUUUUUGGAAUCUUUAACCUAGUCUACUGGGCUACUUAUUUAAACAGAGAGCCUCAGCUUAAAGCCCCCAACCCACAUCAAUAGUCACUUUAACUUACAUGGUCUUGUUCAGUCUUUCCACACUGGGAAUUGCCUUCCGUUCUCAACAUAGUAAUUCCCAUUUGCUUCAUUGCCUCUGUCUUAAAGAAACUGAAGGUUUCCUUAUUUUAAAAAUAAAUCAUAACAGAACAAGAAACCCUGUAUGUUAAAUCCAAAGCUUUAUUGUAAAUAUACCUGGGAAACUGGAUUUUGAGAGAGGAAGUAAAAAACAACACAAAAACAUAGAAAAGAGGACAGAGAGGGAGAGGGAGAGAGCGAGAGAACGAGAGAGAGAGAGAAAGAGAGAGAAUAAAGGAGGGAAAAUGAAAGGAGUAAUGAAAAAUACUCAAUAAUCUCACCAAAUUUUAUGUAGAUAUUAUAUUGCCAAAUUCCCUAACAGAGAUACUAUAUAUGUCAAAAUAUUUUUAUGCAAAAGGUUUAAGAAAAAAAGUGUUUAAAAGUUAAAAAAAAUCUUACUUCCUUAUUGCAUAGACUAUAUAAUGUAUUUACUCUUCUGUUCAUUGAAAUGAAGGAAGGAUUUGAUUUUUGAGUUUUCCAACUUCUGAAUGUUAUUACAGUAAUUCUAUUUUUAAACCCCCAAAUAUAUUGUUAUAGAGGUAAAUACUAUUUUGAAAAUACAUGGAAAUUUCAUAUUCUAAGGUGCAUUGAUGAAUGCUUCAAUCUGUCAUUCAUUGUCAUUGUUUGUAGCAAGCUGUCUAGAUGAGACAUCAUGUCAAUAGUAUACUCAGUAGAAUGAAAAAAAGAGUGAAGUCUUCCCCUUUCCGAAAAUUCUAAUCCCAGUAGAACCCAGGUCCUAAAAGAGGUUGCUUCUUGUCUUGAAAAUGUUUUAAGAGGGGGCGAAAAAAAGUAUUUUGCAAGCUCUAGAUAUGUUGAAUGUAUUAUUUUCUAUAACAGUACAUUAAAAGCUUUAGACUGAAAUUUAUGAAUAGCAGACAAAAACAGAGUAUUUAAUAUAUGUAAAUAAAUGGCAUGAGAUUGUACAUUUUUUUUUACUUUUUUAAAGUUGUGUUCUUAAAAUACUGUGCAGGGCUCACCUCUGUUAGGUCUUAAUAUGUUGUUAUUUUCUGUGGAAACAUAUUUAGAGCCUGCAUAUAAAAGAGGAUAUAGGAAUCAGUAAAAGCAUAAAAGAUGAAGAUAUUGGUUGGAAUUAUACAGAUGGAGAGAAAGCUGGCAAUUUCAAAAAUACCUGAUGCACAGUAGUGAGGAAAUUACUUUCUGCUCCAGUUAUAGAGAAAUAUUCAAAUUUAGGCUACUGUGUGGUAGAGAAAAUAAACUUUUAAAAAAAUUGUUCCAGCUACAAAAUCAUCUGUAUAUUACUGCUGUAUUUGUUGAUACAUAACUGUUACGAUAAGUGAUGUAAUAUAUGUAGCAUUCAAUAUGAAACAAACAUCAUACGCAAAAGAAUGUACAGAAAAUAGAUUUUAUUGAGUAAACUUACUACAUUUCAUUUUUACUGUAGCAAUAUCUUUGUAGGAACACUACGUAAGGGCUUUAAGUAUACAAUGUCCAUUUUGCAGGUAUACUAUUUAUUAUUCCCUAGGAAAUAAUUCUAGUCAGUUUCAUUACUGCUGACAGGUUUUAGAGAUAAACAUUUAAGUAGCAGGUAUUUUUGAAGUGCUGUAUUUGAUUGAAAAGAGUUUUGAAGAUAUUUAAAUUCAAUAAUCUAGAAUUUACGGGCCAUGUUCAGAAUACAUUUAAAUACCACCACAUGAAACUUUAGCAGAAAUGUUCAUUGAGACAGUAGAGCAUCAGGCAUGAAUGUGGGGCCACCUUUGAUCAUCUUUGCUCUGAAAGCUUCUUUCCAAUGACAAAACAAAUUACUAGUGUGGAUGUGUGUGUACACAUGUGUAUAUACAUACAUACACACACAUACACAGAAUGUUCAACUUACACAAGAUUUGGUUCUGCUUAAACUUGAGAAGCUAAUCUGAAAUCAACCCAAGGAUGUCUUGUCUCACCUUCUGCUAUCAUGUGUAGAUAUAUGCAUAAAAACACACACACAAUAAAAAUAUGGCUCUUUAACUUCUCUGUAUUUGUUUAAUCUUGUUCUUUUUCAGUGUUAAAUUAAUGUGUUCAUUUAGAGCGUUUUAUGCUCCAAGUUACUCCCAACUAACUUUUGGUCUGCAUUUUGCACAAUAGAUAUGGAUAUUACUUAAGUAGUCUGCUUUUUGCUAUGCAAUGAUGGCAUUAUAUGACCUCUUUGUUUGUUAGUAUAUGUGGAUAGGAUUUUAUUGUAUGAAUUGAUUGCACAGUUUAUGGAAGACCGGAUAUUUUAUGUAGCUUUUCUACAGUGCUUUGCUAAACCAUGUAACACUAGUAAGUCUUCCUUGAAAAUAAUGGUACACUCUUAUAGAGGACAGUUCCUGUUUACUCCUGGGAUAAUUUUAAAGAUGACAUUGAAUGUUUAUUGCACCUCAGUGCAGUGAUGUGGCAAUAAAACCUAAAACUAAUGGAAGUUGUUUAUGGCAGACGCAUGCAUUGCUUUACAGAGUUUAGCAAAAGCUCUUUAUUUUAUGUCAGACUGUAAUUCUAUUACAAUAAUAAAGCUAAAAUUAUUCAAUA
Molecule: messenger RNA, 4373 nt
Organism: Phascolarctos cinereus (koala)
Lineage: Eukaryota; Metazoa; Chordata; Mammalia; Diprotodontia; Phascolarctidae
Gene: GABRA1
Product: gamma-aminobutyric acid type A receptor subunit alpha1
Biological process (GO): monoatomic ion transmembrane transport; chloride transport; gamma-aminobutyric acid signaling pathway
Cellular component (GO): membrane
Molecular function (GO): GABA-A receptor activity; extracellular ligand-gated monoatomic ion channel activity
Source: RefSeq, a predicted model, not a curated record